This is a messenger RNA of Pelecanus crispus (Dalmatian pelican), 996 nucleotides long. It is a transcript of the gene ZC2HC1B, whose product is annotated as zinc finger C2HC-type containing 1B. The record is from RefSeq and is a predicted model, not a curated record. Lineage: Eukaryota; Metazoa; Chordata; Aves; Pelecaniformes; Pelecanidae.
AUGAGUCAGAUACCAGGAAAGAAGUUAAAUGGAACAACUGCCCAAAGUCAAGAUCUGGUUCCUUGUCCAACCUGUGGAAGAUGCUUUGCACAAGAUGUUCUGCUGAGACAUGAUCCAAUACGCAAGAAAGUCUUUAACAAGAAGCGCAAGCCCUUCAGCUCUUUGAAACAGAGACUGCAGGGAACAGACAUCACCACUGUGAAGAAGCAGCCCCCGCAAAAGAAACAGCCAGGGAAGAAAUCUAACUGGAGGCAGCACCAUGAGGAUUUUAUUAAUACUAUUCGAUCAGCCAAGCAAGUCACAAAAGCUCUGAAGGAGGGCCACCCUCUUCCGCCUCCUCCCCCACCAAGCAUCAAUCUAGACUAUAUUCAGUGUCCACACUGCUCACGAAGGUUUAAUGAGGCUGCAGCAGAGAGGCACAUCAAGUUUUGUGAAGAGCAAGCUGCCCGCCGUGCCUUUGCUGCAAAGACCACCGGACGGGCUUUGGGCAAGCAGCCAGUGACUCAGAGAAAACCCCCAACCUUAACAACUGCCGUGUUAUCGCUUCAGAAGAGAGUACAAGAAGGUGCCAAUACAGACAAACCUAGGCCAGAGACCUCUCCAGGAACACUACAGAAAACCAAAAAAUCUUUGGGUGUAUCUACUGGAAAAAAAUCUUCAGGACAGUUUGGCUGCUAUGCCACGGUCUGUCCUACUGUCCCCAGGCCACCUCUCUGCCCUUGCAACCUCCUCUCCCAUUUGGAGGAGGAGCGGGCUGCGCUGGAGAGGAGGGAGGACCGGCCACUGGUGGGGCUGCCUUCGCCUUCUUCCUCCACCAUACCCCCGGCGUGCGCGGGGCCGUCUCUCCCCACACCGGUGCCAUCGCAGCCCUGCAUGAGCCGAAGGCAGCGCCACCAGACAGACGUCCUGCAGCCCUUGCUGCCUUCUCCACCACUGCUGCCUGAAGUCACACCUGCCCACCCAGCGCAGCCCCAUCCUCUUGGACACCACAGGUAA